Molecule: messenger RNA, 1804 nt
Organism: Centruroides sculpturatus (bark scorpion)
Lineage: Eukaryota; Metazoa; Arthropoda; Arachnida; Scorpiones; Buthidae
Gene: Ero1L
Product: ERO1-like protein beta
Exons: 12
Biological process (GO): protein folding in endoplasmic reticulum
Cellular component (GO): endoplasmic reticulum; endoplasmic reticulum membrane
Molecular function (GO): FAD binding; thiol oxidase activity; protein-disulfide reductase activity
Source: RefSeq, a predicted model, not a curated record
UUGAAGGUUAAUUUAAACAGAGAUUGCCCAUUUUGGGAAGUUGAUAGCAGAUGUGCAAUACGUGAUUGUUCAGUGAAAACUUGCCCUGAUGAACAAAUUCCACCUGGAAUUAAGGGUCAACAUCAACCAAAAUCCCAUCAUAAUAAGUAUUCUCAAGAAGCUCAAGAUCUGGAUAAUUGUGAUGAAAAUCAUGGUGGACUUGGGGCUGUAGAUAGCACAAUAAGUGAUGAAAACAAAGAAGAAUUUGCAAGAUGGCAACAUCAUGAUAAUGCACAAGAAAACUUUUGUGAGUUAGAUGAUGAAACAUCAAUUGACAUGCAAUAUGUUGAUCUUCAGCUUAAUCCUGAAAGGUACACUGGUUAUAAAGGAGCAUCUGCCCAUCGUGUUUGGAAAAGUAUUUAUGAAGAAAAUUGUUUUACUUUGCGAGAUAAUUAUGGUCCCUAUUCGACUUCAAGAAACAUCAAUUCCAUGUGUCUAGAAAAAAGAGCAUUUUACAGAGCAAUAUCAGGAUUGCAUACGAGCAUCAGCAUUCAUCUUUGUGCCCAGCACUACACGAGAGCUAAAAAUGGUUUUAGUCCUGGAGAAUGGGGACCCAAUGUGGAAGAAUUUAGAAAACGUUACGAUCCUGAACUAACAAAUAAUGAGGGACCUCAGUGGUUAAAAAAUUUAUAUUUUGUGUAUCUUCUUGAGUUAAGAGCUAUAGCCAAAGCUGCACCAUUUUUAGAACAAGAGUAUUUCUAUACUGGUAACGAAGAAGAAGAUGAAAGCGUUCGACAAGCAAUAAAAGAGAUGCUUCAAAUAGCAAACUCAUUUCCUGAUCAUUUUAAUGAAAGUGUUAUGUUUUCUGGAAAUAAAAAGCAAGCAAAGAUUAUGAAGGAAGAAUUUCGUAGACAUUUCUGGAACAUCUCUCGCAUAAUGGACUGUGUCGGUUGCGAUAAGUGUAGACUUUGGGGAAAACUCCAGGUUCAGGGAUUGGGAACCGCUUUCAAGAUAUUAUUUUCUGUAAACCAACUAAAAACGUUUGAUAGUAAUGUCAAAAAGAAUCGAUUUCAUUUGACAAGAACAGAAAUACUAACACUUUUUAAUGCAUUUGGAAGGUUGUCCAAUAGUGUUUAUCAACUUGAAGUUUUUAGAAAUUUAUUAAAAUCAAAGACUGACUAAGUUCUGUGGUUAUUUGAAUAUGCCAAUUUUCGUGCAAAAUGAUAAAAGAUAACAUUUUGAAUGAUUUGAUCAUAAACCAACAACUUUGGUUGUAAAUUACUUUUUUGGUUCAAAACACACUUUUUAUCAAAAUUUGCUGUAAUCCUUCAGGAAAACACAUCACGAGAUGUUUCGGAAGACAAUAUUGUCCAAUAAAACUCUUAUUUAUAUACAACCUGUAAAAUGGCUCAUUGAGCAUAUCACUCUGAAAUUUAUCCUACUUAUUUUUUUUAACAUGUGCCUUACUGAUGUUUGUGUAUAACAUGCAUGAAAUUAUUGUUAACAGUAUUAUAUAAUAAUAUUUUGUUCUCUAUAACCUCAAUUGUUUUUAACUUUUAUUGUUAUUCUAGUCUACUUUGUUUUUUGGGUUUUUUUUUAUUAAAAAAGUUUGAUUGAAUUAAAAUUUGUCACAAAAAUGUAAUUAAGUUUUUAAUUAUCUAGGUACUUCAUAUAUAUACUGGUAUAUUUGAAGUGAUAUGCCCAAUGAAAUGAAUGAACAAAUUGUUUUAUGAAUCUGUCUGUUUGAUGGUGUGUUGUUUACAUUCCAAGACUAUUCUUUUUGUGAUCUGUUGUUGUAAAUAAACUGUUUAUAAUUUGCAUAAAU